AUGAAACGAACAGUCAGUCUUCUCAAACAUGUGCCGAAAACGAGCAAUUUCGUCAGAGCACAGCAGUUCAGUUCAGCUGUCGAAUCGCAGAAAAAGACACAUUUCGGGUUCACAGAUGUCGAUGAAUCCGAGAAAGAGAAGAAAGGUAAUUGUUUUUCAAAAAUUUUCACCCUCAAAUUCUCAAAAUUUCAGUGCAUGACGUCUUUGCAAAUGUAGCGAAGAAAUAUGACCUGAUGAAUGAUGCAAUGAGCAUGGGAGUGCACAGAUUGUGGAAAGACUACUACGUCGGAGGGCUCCAGAUUCCGUACAAUGCAAAGAUUCUCGAUAUGGCUGGUGGAACAGGAGACAUCGCUUUUCGACUGCUCAGGCAUUCCCCGACCGCCAAAGUAACUGUUUCGGAUAUCAAUCAGCCUAUGUUGGAUGUUGGAAAAGAGCGUGCGAACAACGAAAGAGACGUGAGUCUUCAAGGUUCUCAAAAUUUCAAACGAUGUGCUCGUUUCAGGUUCAAACAUCCCGUUUAGAAUGGGUUUGUGCCAACGCAGAGGAAAUGCCUUUCGAAUCGAACACCUACGACCUUUUCACAAUGUCAUUCGGAAUCCGCAACUGUACUCACCCAGAGAAAGUAGUCGGAGAAGCGUUCCGCGUGCUGAAACCGGGCGGUCAACUGGCGAUUCUCGAGUUCUCCGAAGUGAAUUCAGCACUCAAACCCAUCUACGAUGCGUAUUCGUUCAAUGUGAUUCCUGUGCUCGGAGAAAUUCUAGCCAGCGACCGAUCCAGUUAUCAGUACCUCGUAGAGAGUAUCAGAAAAUUCCCUAAUCAGGUUUGUGAUUAGGAUUUAUAAUGAGUUUGUAUUUAUUUGUUCCAGGACGCUUUCGCUCAGAUCAUUCGGGAGGAAGGAUUCGGAAACGUCCGUUACGAAAACCUCACUUUCGGAGUUUGCUCUAUUCACAAGGGAACGAAGCCCCGAAAGUCUGCAUAG
This is a messenger RNA of Caenorhabditis sp. 36 PRJEB53466, 979 nucleotides long. The record is from the annotation of a GenBank genome assembly. Lineage: Eukaryota; Metazoa; Nematoda; Chromadorea; Rhabditida; Rhabditidae.